CAAAGCAAAAAUGAAGAACAAAAAGAAUUAAAAGAAAAUGAAAAUGAAAAAGAAAAACUUGUCAGGGUUUUGGUCCGAUAUCAUGACUCCUGGUAAUAAAUGCACUUUCAGCUGCUUCAAGUAAUCUUCUCUUUCCAUUUCCUCGUACACAAAACCUCGUUCUGUUCGUCAAGAAAGCUCUCUCUCUUCUACUGUUCGAAAUUGUGAGAAAAGUAAAGGAAGAGAAAGAGAAAAAAGGAAACAAUGGGAGAGGAGAAGCCAAAAUCUGGUGGAGUGUGGCCAGCCGUGAAGCCCUUUGUGAAUGGUGGUGCUUCUGGUAUGCUUGCUACUUGUGUCAUCCAACCCAUUGAUAUGAUCAAGGUGAGAAUUCAAUUGGGUCAGGGGUCCGCGUCUGAGGUGACUAAGACCAUGUAUAAAAAUGAGGGAAUUGGUGCCUUCUACAAGGGUUUGUCGGCUGGUCUUCUUCGACAAGCUACGUAUACAACUGCCCGUCUUGGUUCAUUUAGGAUUUUGACUAACAAGGCAAUUGAAGCCAAUGAUGGGAAGCCCUUACCGCUAUAUCAGAAGGCUUUAUGUGGGUUGACAGCAGGAGCCAUAGGAGCAUGUGUAGGAAGUCCUGCAGAUUUGGCACUAAUCCGCAUGCAGGCUGAUGCGACGUUACCUGCUGCUCAGCGCCGGCAUUAUACAAAUGCUUUCCAUGCCCUCUAUCGAAUUGUUGCUGAUGAAGGAGUUUUGGCACUCUGGAAAGGUGCCGGCCCUACUGUUGUGAGGGCUAUGGCACUUAACAUGGGAAUGCUUGCUUCUUAUGAUCAAAGUGUGGAGUUCUUCAAGGACAAUCUUGGUUUUGGCGAGGCUGCUACAGUGAUAGGGGCGAGUACUGUAUCAGGAUUUUUUGCUUCUGCUUGCAGUUUACCAUUUGAUUAUGUCAAAACCCAAAUACAGAAAAUGCAGCCUGAUGCUGAAGGGAAAUUUCCAUAUACUGGUUCGUUAGAUUGUGCCAUGAAAACCCUGAAAGCAGGAGGGCCUUUUAAAUUUUACACUGGAUUUCCCGUAUACUGUGUUAGAAUUGCACCUCAUGUCAUGAUGACCUGGAUAUUCCUGAACCAAAUUCAAAAAUUGGAGAAAAAGGCUGGAUUGUAAUUCUAUUCGGAAACAGAGAUCUUCAUUGGAGCUUAAUUUACAAAUAAAAAUAUAGCCGUGUUGUAAUCACACCCUCAAGGCUAAGGGUUUCUUCAUAAAUUUACAGGGAUUGAUUAGAUUGUUGCACUGAUCUGAAUGUAGAGUAGGGAUUUGGAGUUUCUGAAUUAUUUCUGGGAGUAUUUCUCAUUUGAAAUUCAGGUUCUAAUAAUCUAUGUACUCAACUAUUCUCUGACGUAAACCUUUUGUUUUGCAUCGAUUUUGAUAA
Messenger RNA from Olea europaea var. sylvestris, 1405 nucleotides. RefSeq names its product mitochondrial dicarboxylate/tricarboxylate transporter DTC. The transcript has 6 exons. The record is from RefSeq and is a predicted model, not a curated record. Lineage: Eukaryota; Viridiplantae; Streptophyta; Magnoliopsida; Lamiales; Oleaceae. Gene Ontology annotation, molecular function: oxoglutarate:malate antiporter activity. Bases 244 to 1140 code for a protein of 298 amino acids. Gene Ontology annotation, biological process: transmembrane transport.